Messenger RNA from Prorocentrum cordatum, 2022 nucleotides. The record is from the annotation of a GenBank genome assembly. NCBI's taxonomy places the organism in Eukaryota, Dinophyceae, Prorocentrales, Prorocentraceae.
GGAGGAGGAGGAGGAGGAGGAGGAGGAGGAGGAGGAGGAGGGGCAGUCGCGGGUGUGGCGCCCUCACCGGCGCGCAGGUGCGCCGCACCACGCACCAGGGCGCUCGGCUCGCCGAGCACGCGCGCGCGCUGUGCUCCUCUCUUUCUGUGCGGCGGGAGGGCGCGGUCUGGAGAAAGCACCCGGCGCAGCCAGGUUUCUGCUGACGCGAUGUGCGCACUUCCGCUCGGAAGGCAACGCCAAAAGGACCACGGCAAGCGAGACGGACCACCAAGGCUGCCGGGCUGGCCCGACGCACAGCCUCGAGAGGCACCUGACAACUUCCCAGACACCUCGGGCAAUGCAGAGAACAUGACGGCAAGUGUUUCAACAUGUUCGGCCUCUGGGGACGCUCACCGGGCCGCGGGACCGUCAACCAACGACGCAGGCUGGGAAAUCGGUCCCGGACGGCGGCGGCACGGCUGCCCUGGUCAAGCAACUGACUCGAAUGGCCAAGACAGAAUCAGCGACAGCAGAGGGUGCCGUCGAGCCCUCAGGGCACCCAGAGUACCACGCUUUUGAGCGCAAAGGGCAAUCCGUAGCCAGGGACUGUUUGCACACACGCUGUCGCAUCGGGCAGAACAACGUCGCCCUGGUCGAGCCUGCUGUGAUAAACUCAGACUCGAACCCGAGUCGGCUGCUGAAACGUGCGGCGCUCGGACAACCCAUGUCGAAGCAACGCCACGUGGAGUAAUACGAAGAAGAGGACGAGAAAUGCGAAUAAUAUCGGGAAAGACAAGAGAGAAGGAUGACAGAAGAGAGGAUGGCAUCGAGCCCAUCUGCACACGGUGCGCAGCCGGUGUGAAUCGGCAGCCCAGGAAUCGCGUAAUUCCUCGAACCGCUCGUGUGGCCUGCACUAAAAGGCUGGUCCCCCUGCCUUCGGAUGCAAUCCCUGGGAGAUCUGCUAGCCCCCAUCACCCAGGCCCGACGGCGCGCAUCGCGCCCGGCGAUGGGCGGCCCACGGCUGCGCCAUCGUGUGCCUCGCGCCGCCGCCUCAGGAGAAAGGGUGUACACCUCAGCGGCCCGGGGCCCCGCCGCGCGGAGCGCGAUCUACCUUCGCCCCGCUGGGGAGGAGGAGGAGGAGGAGGAGGAGGAGGAGGAGGAGGGCCAGGGAGGAGGGCCAGGGGGGAGGGCCAGGGGAGCUCCCGGCGGGCCCUCCCGCGGCGGGAGGCGCAGACCACGAGACGCUGCUGCAGCAGCGGCGGAUGCACCCCAAGGAGGCAACUACUGGGAGGUCUUCGUCGGAAGGAUGAGGGAGACUGAAGCCCCAUUGGGGGCUGCUGCGCCGGAUUCCGCCGCGGACUCCGCGGGACAGAGCCGGAACUCGGACCAGGGCAAGCUCAGCACCUCACCUCCCAGGGAAACCGCAUCCGCACCCGGGAGGGGCCCAGGGCCCAGGGCCCCGCCCCCCCGAUCCCUCUCAUCCCACGGCUGCUCGCCUGGAGAGCCGCCGAUCCGCAUCGGGCGUGCUGGCGCCCUGCGGGCAGAGCUCAGAGAACGCAGGCCAGCGCACCCUCGUUUCGAUCGACGGUGCGGGGGCCUCCGGCGCCCGGGCCCCUCUGCGGGGCGGGACGCGGCGGCAGGGGCACGCCCUGGCCGGUGAGGGCAGCGAAGAACGCGUCCCGCAUGAUCGCGCGCUGCAUGCGGCGCCGCUGCGUCUUCGUCUUCGGCUGGAACGCUGGAGCCUCCGAGCUGGUGCCCUCCCCCGAGCUCGGCAGCUGCACCAGGCGCGCAGGCCACGGGACCUCCUCCUCGGGGGGGUGCAGCACCACCCGCAUCGGCCUGCCCAGGGCCUCGCCGUAGACGCUCCCCGUGGCCAUGGCGCGCGGGUCGAAGCUCACGGGGGUCACGCGGCUGGGGGUACCCUCCUGCCAGCCGCCAAGGUUGCACGUCAACAUGGCUUGGCCGAUCGAGCUCGAACGCUUGGUGAUUCGGGGUCUCGGGGAGCCGUGCUCGAAUGCAAAGGCCUCUCGUGCCAGAGCGGCU